Molecule: messenger RNA, 459 nt
Organism: Arachis stenosperma
Lineage: Eukaryota; Viridiplantae; Streptophyta; Magnoliopsida; Fabales; Fabaceae
Exons: 2
Coding region: 1-459 (152 amino acids)
Source: RefSeq, a predicted model, not a curated record
AUGGUUACUAGGAUGAUUGAGCUGGAUGGCGUCCCCUGGAGGGAUGAUGAUGAGAUACCACCACCCUCAGCUGACGACGACAAGGAAGAUGUUAUUCCUUGGGGUGGAUGGGUACAUGAGAGGGCCCCUUCUAGACGCCGAUCUCGAGCCAGAGCAGUGAUAGAGGGAGCUAGACCCCCUUCAGCACCAGCAGGACCUUCUUCUUCAGCAGCAGCAGCACCUACACCACCCCCACCAGCACCCGAGCCGACCUAUCUUCUGGGCAUUGAGCUACCCCAUCUACCAGAGUCCUCCGGUUCCGAUGAGGUGACCCGUGAGGAGGAGCACGCAGAGGCACAUGAGGAGGAGCUAGUCCACAUGGAGGCACCACCACAGACCCAGGAGACACAAGAGCCUCAGCCUCAGCCUCAGCCAGAGCCAGAGCCGACCGGUGUACUUCUCCCUGAGCCUGAGGAUUAG